AUGCACUUUCUGAAGUCUCUUUGCACAGCCAGCUUAGCUGCCGUAGCUACCUCUACAUAUGCGGGCAACCUUAAUUAUGGCUCUCCCUCACUCCACCACCCAUUCCUCGGUAUCUCUAUUCGCAAAGUAGCAAGUAGAUCUGAUGGUAGUUCGCCAUGGACACCGGAGCAGCUGAAUUUCACACACGGCGUAGCAUCCGGUGACCCGUAUGACGACAGCGUUAUCCUCUGGACUCGUGUUGCACCAACCAUGGAUAAUGACCGCAGCAACGUGACUGUUGAGGGCACCGCUCCAAUGUACGCUCACAACAACGACGUCUUCGUCAAGGCAAGCAAGUCGCCAAUCUGCGUUGACUGGAAGAUCGGGAGGUCUGCAUCAAUGGAUGGGCAACCGAUUAAGUCAGGGACGGCUUAUACGAGCUCGGAUGUUGACUUCACCGUCAAGGUGAGUGGACAUUACCAGUUUAAUGUCUGCAAUUCCGACGUCAAGUCCCCUGUCGGCAGAACUCGAACCCUGCCGGAGUCAGGUACCAAAGUGAGACGGGCAAUCAAGCUAGCUGUCUAUAGCUGUGCCAACUACCCAUUCGGAUUCUUCAAUGCCUACGGGAAUCCCGAGCGGAAAGACUCCGUGGACUAUAUCGUCCACCUCGGCGAUUAUAUUUACGAGUAUGGGAACGGCGAGUAUCCCGUCGGCGGCUUAGGAUGGGGAGACUCUAUCGGUCGUGUCCCCGAGCCCAAUCGCUCAUGUCACACUCUCUACGAUUACCGACGACGCCUUGCCCAGUACCGCAGCGACCUUGACCUUCGCGCUAGCCAUCAAAGGUUCCCCUGGAUAACUGUCUGGGAUGACCACGAGGUGAUGGACAACCCUUACCGAGACGGCUCCGCAGCAAUGAACAACACCGAACAGUCAUUUAUCAAAGACGACGGCAUAUCUGUGGAAGCGCGCAAGAUGAAUGCUGUGCGCGCAUACUUCGAAUGGAUGCCCCUCCGUCAGGUUGAUAUGGACGACAACCUGCGCAUCUGGCGUAGCUUCCAGUUCGGCGACCUCUUCAAUCUCAUCAUGCUUGACACCCGCAACUAUGAUCGCUCUAUCACCGACCUAUACUGGAACACAGGCUACGUUCACACCAUUAAAAACUGGUUCUACCGUCAGCUCAUAGAGUCAGCCUCGACAACACGAUGGCGUGUCGUUGGUAACCAGGUAGUCUUCAGCAAGAUGAACCAGAGCAUCUCCAAUGGACCCAAGAACCCGUUCAACUACGACCAGUGGGACGGUUAUGCUGCUAACCGAAACCGGACGCUCAAGACUCUCUAUGAUAACAACAUCGACAACACAGUGUUUUUGGCCGGCGAUAGUCAUGCGUCGUGGGUCAGUGACCUUGUCUGGCUUGGCGAAAAGGACUACAAUUCGGAAACUGGGGCCGGUUCCAUCGGGGUUGAGUUCGCCGGCACAGCCGUCACCUCGCCUUCAUCGGCGGGUCAGAACAUCACCCAAGAGAAAGCUCUUAACAGAAGCGCUUGGAUGACAGCUGCGAACCCAGAGCUGCAAUGGCAGGAGUAUUACUACCGCGGCUACUUUGAGAUGACCAUCGACUACGAUGCAGUCAACGCUACCUUCUUUGGGUUGCCCACUUACGCCACGAGGAAUGGACUCGAGAUCGCGCUGGCAAAUUUCACGGUCCUUUCUGGGGAGAACAAGCUACGGCGCCCUGUUGGUGGAGGCAGCGUGGAGUUUGGGAACUUGAAAGGCGGCGUCACGAAGCAGACUAAUUUGACCAACGACACCAACACUGGAGAAUGGUCUGUGUUUGAGAGUUCGAAGCUGGGCUGGGAAGACCAAUCUCACUAG
This is a messenger RNA of Colletotrichum scovillei, 1851 nucleotides long. Its product is annotated as PhoD-like phosphatase. The record is from RefSeq and is a predicted model, not a curated record. The transcript has 6 exons. Bases 1 to 1851 code for a protein of 616 amino acids. NCBI's taxonomy places the organism in Eukaryota, Fungi, Ascomycota, Sordariomycetes, Glomerellales, Glomerellaceae.